Messenger RNA from Salvelinus fontinalis (brook trout), 7266 nucleotides. RefSeq names its product microtubule-associated serine/threonine-protein kinase 3-like. The record is from RefSeq and is a predicted model, not a curated record. Gene Ontology annotation, biological process: peptidyl-serine phosphorylation; intracellular signal transduction. Gene Ontology annotation, molecular function: protein binding; ATP binding; magnesium ion binding. The coding region runs from base 679 to 4809 and encodes 1376 amino acids. NCBI's taxonomy places the organism in Eukaryota, Metazoa, Chordata, Actinopteri, Salmoniformes, Salmonidae. The transcript is spliced from 28 exons.
AAACAUUGUGGUGCCACUUGGAGACUCUCAUCAUCGAUCAAGUCAUUUCACCAUUUGACUGUCAGAGUUGCACCAUUCUUUAUGGUCAUCUGAAGUUUUUUUAAUUUUAUUUCAUGCAUGGGCCAAUUAGGAUGUAGAGUUACACAACAUAUGUAUCACAAUAGUGCACUCAUAUGAAGAGUAUAACGAACCUCCUUCAAGUCGAUAUUGUAUUGAUUAGUAAAUUAAUAAGGGGCACAUGAAAGACAUCUGAAUGGGAUUUUAAGCAAAAAGUUGCUUCUUCUCGUCACACAAACACAGAACAUGGGUAGAUAUAUACAGAUAAAUAGAAUGUAAAUAUAUUGUAGAACUGCAAAUAGGAUAUUAGUGCAUAUCCUACCUGAAAAAAAACGAGUGAGACAGGGGUUGGAAAAAGGCUGCGUAGGAUCAAUGAGAUAUAAGGUCCCCGCAUUGCCGCCUAAGGCGAUUUGUCAGAAGUACCUCCCUGCACAUGCAUUCCCAAUUCUUACGGCUGGUCAGGUCACCGGGCGGCUGGCAAUUAAACGAAAUUCUCCGUUUUGGGAUGAAGCUAGUUGCGUCCGCGACAUCCACUCGCAGCGAAUAAUACAGGAGGACGCAUUAUGGGUUGAAUGAAAUUGGAAAAAGGGAGUCAGCGGUAUAGUCAUAAUUUAUACUACAAUGGACGAGCCAAACAUUCUCAGACGUCGUGGGCUGCAGAAAGAGCUGAGCCUUCCACGAAGGGGGAACAUUUGCCGUAACAGCAAAAGGGGUCUGGCGGUCGGGACCCCCUCGCCGUCACUCUCCCGACCACUCUCACCUCUCCCCCUUGCCACAGCUGGAAGUAGUCCCCAAGAAAGCCCCAGAAAUGUCUCUGCCAGUGCCACCGCCAACUUCCAGUUUGCGCGCAGUCACCUGGCACGCACUGAAAGAGCGGAUGGGCGGAGAUGGUCUGUGGCCUCCGUUCCCUCGUCUGGCUAUGGAACCAACCCCCCCAGCUCCUCAGUGUCUUCCUCCUCCUCCUCCCAGGAGCUCUUGCACCAGCUGCCCUUCCAGCCCACGGCAGAUGAGCUUAAUUUCCUGUUUAAACACUUCCGGAGCACAGAGAGUUUGGCGGACGAGGAAGGGCAGCCCUCAUCCCUUGUGAGGCUCCGCUCCCGCAGUCUUAGCCCUGGUCGGACAUGCGGCAGCUUUGAUAAUGAGAUUGUAAUGAUGAAUCACGUUUACAAAGAGCGCUUUCCCAAGGCCACAGCUCAGAUGGAGGGGCGUCUGCUGGACAUCCUCGCCGACUGCUCUCCAGACAGCACCCUGCCCCUGGCUGACGGCGUGUUGGGCUUCAUCCAGCACCAGCUAGUGGAGCUGGCCAGAGACUGCCUGGACAAGUCCCAGAUGGGCCAGGUCACCUCGCGCUACUUCAUGGAGUUGCAGGAGAAACUGGAGAAACUACUGCAUGAGGCGUAUGAGCGGUCAGACAGUGAGGAAGUGACCGUCAUCAUCAAGCUAGUGAAGAAGAUUCUCAUCAUUAUCUCCAGGCCAGCCAGGUUACUGGAGUGUCUGGAGUUUAACCCAGAGGAGUUCUUGCACCGUCUGGAGGCAGCAGAGGACCAUGCCAAGGUGGGCCAGGUCAUCAAGACGGACAUCCCCCGCUACAUCAUCAGCCAGCUGGGCCUAACCAGAGACCCUCUGGAAGACAUGGUCCAUCUGGAGCAGACCUGCCCUGGUCACGGAGUGGCCUGCAGAGACGGUGACGACACUGGGGAGAACCGAGCAGCCUGCGCUCCUUCUCGCAGGAAACCAGUUGAGAGCGACUUUGACACCCUCAAGCUCAUCAGUAACGGGGCCUAUGGUGCUGUGUUUCUGGUGAGGCACAGGGAGACCCGGCAGCGUUUUGCCAUGAAGAAGAUCAACCGUCAGAACCUGAUGCUGAGGAACCAGAUCCAGCAGGUAUUUGUGGAGCGGGACAUCCUGACCUUCGCCGAGAACCCCUUCGUUGUCUCCAUGUUCUGCUCUUUCGAGACUCGCAGACACCUCUGUAUGGUCAUGGAGUAUGUAGAAGGUGGGGACUGUGCCAACCUGUUGAAAAACAUUGGCCCGCUGCCAGUGGACAUGACCAGGAUGUACUUUGCUGAGACGGUCUUGGCACUGGAGUACCUCCACAACUACGGCAUCGUACACAGAGACCUGAAACCUGACAAUUUGCUGAUCACGUCCAUGGGCCACAUCAAGCUGACUGACUUUGGGCUGUCCAAGAUCGGCCUGAUGAACAUGACCACCAACCUGUAUGAGGAACACAUUGAAAAGGACACAAGGGAGUUUAUAGACAAGCAGGUGUGUGGUACUCCGGAGUACAUCGCUCCAGAGGUGAUCCUGAGGCAGGGCUAUGGGAAGCCGGUGGACUGGUGGGCUAUGGGCAUCAUCCUCUAUGAGUUCCUGGUGGGCUGCGUGCCUUUCUUCGGAGACACACCCGAACAGCUCUUCGGACAGGUGGUCAAUGAUGACAUCAUCUGGCCUGAGGGGGAGGAUGCCCUGCCUGCUGAUGCCCAGGACCUGAUCACCAGGCUGCUGAGGCAAAGCCCUCUGGACCGCCUCGGGACUGGGGGGACACCAGAGGUCAAGAUGCACAUGUUCUUUGUGGGUCUGGACUGGAACGGACUGUUACGACAGAAAGCAGAGUUUAUCCCCCAAUUGGAGACUGAGGACGACACCAGCUACUUUGACACCCGAUCUGAGCGGUACAGUCACCUGGGCUCAGAUGAUGAUGAUGAUGAGACCUGUGAUGAAGACACGUCCCUGGAGCUCAAGCAGUUCUCCUCUGUGGCACAUCGCUUUAGCAAGGUGUACAGCAGCACGGAGCACCUGUCCACCUCCACGCCAUCCAAUCGUAGCCUGUCGUCGUCAGAGCGCAGCCACAGUGAGGAGAAGGUAGGGAGGUGGGAGGGGAGGAGUUUCCUCUCCCCAGAAGAGGGCCACAAAAAGGGGGCCAGCGGGGAUCGGAGGACUGAGGGACACCGAGGAAGUCCUCCUCCCCUCAUGUCCUCUAGCCUGCGUCCCAGGGCCUCCUCCGGUUCGUCCCAGUCAGAGAGGAGUGUCAGUCCGCUGGUGAUGAACAGCACCCAGAGCCUGGACACCAUGCCACGCUUCACCAUCUCAGCUGAGGAAGAGGAUGGCGUCGUGUCCAACUUGCGGCGUAUCCGUCUCCGUAGUAACAGCACGGGUACGCGGCCCUCCUACAGGCGCGGGGGGUCCCGCCGCUUUGGGCACCAGCUGGACACCCCCGAGAAGCCCAGGUCACCCGCGGGCUGCAUGGUCCCCAAGUCUGCCUCCGUCUCUGGCCUGUCCCUCAUCAUCACCCCAGACACUGCGGACGGUGCCCCCGCCAGCCCCAAGUCGUCCCUGUCCUCCAACCCCUCGUCCCGGGACUCGUCCCCCAGCCGAGGGGACCUGUCCCUCAGUAGCCUGCGCCCCCCCAUGGUCAUCCACAGCUCUGGGAAGAGGUUUGGCUUCGCCCUGCAAGCCAUCCGUGUCUACAUGGGUGACUCAGACGUCUACACCGUGCACCACAGGGUCUGGUGUGUGGAGGAGGACACCCCGGCUCAUGAGGCAGGGCUGAGAGCCGGUGACCUCAUCACCCACGUGAAUGGAGAGUCGGUCCAGGGGCUUGUGCACACUGAGGUGGUGGAGCUGCUGCUCAAGAGUGGCAAAAAGGUGAUGCUGCAGACCACGGCCCUGGAAAACACCUCCAUCAAGGUGGGCCCAGCCAGGAAGACCAGCUACAAAAGCAAGAUGGCCCGACGCAGCAAGAAGAGCAAGAGGAAGGACGGCCAGGACAGUAGACGACGUAGCGUCUUGAGGAAGAUGGCCAAGCACAACCCUCCCAUGCAGAGCAGUCGCAGUUUCUCCUCCGGCUUACAGCAUUCAGUAUCCUCCAGUGACAGCUUGUCUGGCUCCCCCACCCAGAGCCUCUCGCCUGGGCCCAGCACACCCUGCCCCUCCCCCGACCAGUCUGGAGACUCCAACUCCCCCCAGAGCUCCUCUCCCUGCUCCAGCUCUCCCAACUCCCCCGUCCCCCAGGCCCGUCCCAGCUCCCUCCAGGUCCUAGGCCGCUACACCAAGGCAGGCCGCUGCAAGUCCACCAGCAGCAUCCCCCCCUCCCCGCUGGCCUGUAUCCCCCCUCCGCAGGCCCUUUCCUCCCAGUGCUCUCCGUCCUCCCUCCCUGGCCUGUCCAAGGGCCUCCACGGCAAGACCCUGUCCCCUCCCACCGUUGCCCGCCACUCUGUCCGCCCGCGCAGUGCCGAGCCGCCCCGCUCUCCCCUCCUCAAGAGGGUGCAGUCGGCUGAGAAGCUCUCAGGGGUGUACCACGGUGACAAGAAGGCCUACGCCACCCGCCGACACACCAUGGAGGUACCCCUGUCGGAGGGGGAGGGGCUAGAGGCCCUGGAUACGGCCAGAGGGUUUGUCUGUGUGGGGGAACAACAUGGCCGCCAGGGCCUGUAUCUGGGCGGUCAGAGAAUCCACAGGGAGUCGACAAGCAGCGACCACCGCAGUGACCACUGCUCCAAGGAGUUGGUGAUGAGGAAACUGGCCCUGUCCGAGAGGAGGGACUCCUUUAAGAAGCAGAAGGCGGUGCAGGAGGUGAGCUUUGACGACCCGGAUGAGAAGGAGCAAAGACCCACCCUCCCCGUCAGGCAGCCGCGGUUUAAGGCAUCGUGGAUUAACUUGGCUCAGUCCGACUGGAGCCUGGAGGCUGCGGGGCAAGGAACACAGGGUACAGCAGCACAGAAAUCCAAACCAAAAGAGAGGGAGGGGUUUUAGCCUAGCGUUGCUCCAAAAAGGUGAAAGGUAGUCUUUCUCAAGACAGCAAGACUCUAGACUAAGGUUACAUACUCUCUUACCGACUACUGUACAGUAUAUGAAGGGCUUGCAUGUUUAUCCGCAAGUAUAUACUCAAGUUGUGCCAAUCGAGGCAACCGGAGGGAGAGAAGAACAAAAAUAAAGUUGUUACAUGGUCGAGUUAACGUUACAGUCCGCAUCCUACCACACUAAACAAAAACUUUUGAGUGCCAAAAUUUACAUCCUAUUUUUGGUUUCCCCCUCCUUCCCCCUUUGGGUUUUAGGUUCACUGUAACAUGUUUGUACCUUGUAAAUAUGUUUUUUCUUUUUUACUGAAAUAACCUAUACAUGACUUUUUAAUGUUUAUUUUAUUUCAGGGCUGAAUAUGACGUCAUGUAUUGGCCCUUUUUGUGUAAAUUGUACACAUUAGGUGCAGCCAUUCUGUUGUGUGAAUUGAUAGGGACUUGAGGAAACUAAAUUAAGAACAAAUGUUUUAGAUAUGGAGACAGAGGAUGAAGCUUUUUUUUUUGUCCAAUAUCUCUUAAAUUUUUUAAUUGGGUAACAUUUUAUUAGUAUUCCAAACGUGUUUAAUUUUUGGGAAAAUGGCUACUGAUUUUUGUCUGAUCAAAAAUGGCCUUUCAAACGUAUGUUGAAUGCUUAUGUACUUAUUGUGUCCAAGCCCUUUUAAUUCAGUGCUGUCUUUUAACACACUAGAACAAUAAUGUGUUGGAUAGUUCCCUCAUGCCAAAGCAUGGAUUUCUCAUAGGAACCCUUCUAAAAAAAGAGGUAGUGUACAUAUGAGGCUUCAGGAAUGGGGCCCUGCUGCCAUGCCCUGUCAAUCAUCCGUGAAGUCAUCAAAUGGAUUCCACCAAUUCUCUCAUUGGUUUAAAUCUCAAAAUGAUUGACAGGACACAAAAUAAAUUAAGCUAAGUUCUACCUUUUGAUACUAGAUUGUUGGCGAUCCUGCAAUGCCGUACUUUCCUGCUCGUUGAAGCAAGCUACCCUACAAUCUAAUUUAGCAGGAGAGCGUUUGGACAGGUUAGGCAUUUCCUCAACGCAGUUCUCGUUAAUGUUCAGAACCCUGGUUUAAGAAUCGUACAGUGUAUGUAGGAACUGGCGCUCUUUGCUGUUUUUAACCAUGUUAUAUGAAUGUUUACAUUUUUUGGGGUCAAGUAUACUGUAUUUGAAGUUUUUCCAUCUGCUGUUAAAUUAUUACAACAAAUGAUGGGAAACAGCAGGAUUCCAACAGAAGCCCUGAAGGACAAAUAAAUUGAAAUGUUUUUUUUUGUAUAUUUUGACAUGGAAGCAGUCUUGUUGUAUUGCUGAUUCGCCUAUGCUACUCACACACACCGUAACUAAUCUAAACGGCAGUUGGCAAAAAUGACUUUUUGGGGGGUAGAACAGCCGACUUGAUGGAAUGACAGUGGUUUGGUGAGAGAUUUGAAGAUGGUUUUGCUCUGAACUUUGUAUACUCUCAUUGGCACAUUGUUUUCUUCUGCAACUAUGGAAUUAACAACCAAAAUGCUUCCACUCUUGGUUAUUUCAAAUAAGCUGUAAUAUCAGGAUGAACUGUCAGGUGAUGUUAGGAACAUGUGUUUCACUGUUUGCUUUGACUAUGGGAAUAUUGACAGAGUUAAAAUAAUUUAACACCAACUAAUACUUGAACAACUGGAACGAGAUAGGAUAGCGCAAGGUCAAACCUAAAACUUACCUACUUGUUUUAUUACCCAACAUUGUUUACUUAAUUAAGUACUUGAAACGUGUGUGUUUCUUGAGGAUAUAAUCAAAUAAGUAAUUCAAUUCACAAUGGAUUUCCCAGAUCUUGAUGAUGUCAAAAUGUGGUCCCUUUAUUGGAAAUACUGCAUCUUGCUACGGUGUCGUCAUACUAGACAUUUUUACUGAAUAACUACAUGUUAUAUUUGUCUUUUUUUUUUUUUUUCUUGGCCUAGCUUGCUAGAGAAUUUGUCUGAUUCUUACAGUAUGGCUAAGCUGACCACGAUUGUGAACACAACCAUUCUGCAUUUCUACACUGUUCAAUGUUACACAAAAAAAAACACGGUUUCUGAAUGCACCCAAAUCCGUGUACAUUUUUUACGUCACUGAAUUGUAUACAUUUUUUUUUAAUAUUUGUUUUAUUCAACUUCAAUAACACUUAAGAAUAAAGGGGGUAAAGUAUGAGGUGCACGCGGUAUACAACCAGCUGAUGAUACUUUCUCACAUUUUUCCUGAUACUGUAUCUGUAAUGUUGAUUUCGUCACAUGGGUGGUCAAUUGUAAUUCAUAUAGAUAAUUCACAUUGUUUGGUUCUGUCUUUACCUUGGUGGCCCUCGAACGACUUCAUUUCAUAUUUCUCAAACUGGUUUCUGGUGAAAGUUGGUGUGAAAUCCAUUGCUUUAUACUGUCUAACAGCAUUUGAAAUAAAUGAAUGGCAGAAGACUAA